Molecule: messenger RNA, 1479 nt
Organism: Debaryomyces fabryi
Lineage: Eukaryota; Fungi; Ascomycota; Pichiomycetes; Serinales; Debaryomycetaceae
Product: rRNA (cytosine-C5-)-methyltransferase
Exons: 1
Coding region: 1-1479 (492 amino acids)
Biological process (GO): rRNA base methylation
Cellular component (GO): nucleolus
Molecular function (GO): methyltransferase activity
Source: RefSeq, a predicted model, not a curated record
AUGAAACUAUACUUUGAAGCGGAGCAAUUCUUGAGUCCUUACAAGGGCAAAGGAUCAGGUGGGAGUUUACAAUCUCGUAUUUUUAAUGAGGCGAAGUUGGUUAACUCCCCAAAACAUAUUUAUGCAUUGGUUUAUUCCACUUUAAAGUACAAAGAGCACAUACAAACGAUUAUUCGUAAGUCUAAAAUAAAGCAGACACUCCAAACCAAGAAAUUAAAGAUCAGUGACAACUUGUUAUUCUUAGUUGUGCAUGACUUGUUGUUUUCUUCUAAAGGUAGGAUUCAACUGGGAAAACAUCCUAUUAAGGAUGCUAUCUUGCAGCAUAAGACUAGACUUCAAGCAGAGUAUACUAAACUCAAGUUAAAGUAUAAAGCGAAAUCGGCAGAAGAUUUACCAACUAACGUUUCAACUGAUGAUGAAACACCUAUCAGAUGGUUUCGUGUAAACACUAUCAAGACCACACCAGAGAAAUUUUUCAAAGACCAUCCAUUUUUUGCUAAAUUGGAGCCUGUCAGCUCAAUUGACAUUAAAGCACCAGGAUUUAUAUACACAGACGAUUAUAUUCCUAAUUUGUACGGUAUUCAUCCCAAAGAGAAAUUGACGUCUACCCCAGCAUACCUUAAGGGUGAAGUAAUCAUUCAAGACAGGGCCUCAUGUUUCCCUGCUCAUAUUCUUAAUGAUGAUCCCUCAGACAAGCAUGUCGAAAUUAUCGAUUCAUGUGCAGCUCCGGGGAACAAGACUACUCAUUGUGCGUCCUAUUUACCAAGAACUGAAGAUUCAGUAGUAUAUGCCUUUGAGCGGGACUCUAACCGUGUAAAGGUUCUUAAAACUAUGUGCGAAAAGGCCACUGGAACCAAAAAUAAGAACUUAAUUCAGAUAACGCACACUGAUUUUACAUCCACAAAUCCACAGGACUUUCCAAAUGUUACAGGCCUUGUAGUGGAUCCAUCAUGUAGUGGUUCAGGUAUAUUUGGACGUGCUAUUGAAGAUGCACAGCUGCAAGAACAGGAAAAGGAAGAAAUCGAUACUGAAAGACUUAACAGAUUGGCCGGGUUCCAAUUCAAGAUCAUGAAACAUGCCUUGCUGUUCCCAAAAGCCAGAAAGGUUGUUUAUUCAACAUGUUCAAUUCAUCCACAUGAAAAUGAAAGAGUGGUUGUUGAUUUAUUGAUGGACAAAGACAUCAAGGCAUCUGGAUGGCAAUUAGCCUCUAGAGAUGUCGUGAUUUCUGAGUGGCCCAAAAGAGGAUGGAAAGAAGAAUUUACUGCCAUUUGUGGGGGUAAUGAGGAGGAAUGCGAGGCGCUUGCAGGUGGUUGUGUUAGAGCAACACCAAAGGAAGAUGGAGGAAUAGGAUUCUUUGCAGCAUGCUUUGUUAAAAAUGAUAUAAAAAGUAGAAAGCCGGAUAAUAUGUUGCAAAAUAAUACCAAUGAUAUUGAUGAAGAAGCAGAAGAACAGGACGAAGAAUGGUCGGGAUUUGAUUAA